This is a messenger RNA of Papilio machaon (common yellow swallowtail), 554 nucleotides long. It is a transcript of the gene Archease, whose product is annotated as protein archease-like. Gene Ontology annotation, biological process: tRNA splicing, via endonucleolytic cleavage and ligation. The transcript has 3 exons. Bases 55 to 534 code for a protein of 159 amino acids. The record is from RefSeq and is a predicted model, not a curated record. Lineage: Eukaryota; Metazoa; Arthropoda; Insecta; Lepidoptera; Papilionidae. Gene Ontology annotation, cellular component: tRNA-splicing ligase complex.
AAGAGUUAAUUUAAUUAUUAGGUAUAUAAACAAAUAUUUAAUUAGUCUAAUAUAAUGGAUGAAGAAUUGGGUGAACUAACUGAAAAUGAUUUCAUUGUUCCACCCAUAAAAUAUGAAUAUUUGGAUCAUACUGCUGAUGUUCAGCUACAUGCUUGGGGUGAUAGUCUUAAAGAAGCAUUUGAACAAUGUGGUAUGGCAAUGUUUGCCUAUAUGACAGAGAUGGAGUAUGUUCAAAUCAGAGAAGUGCACACCAUAGAGGCAAAUGCAGAUGACAUGAUGGGACUUCUCUAUCAUUUUCUAGAUGAACUGUUAUUUCUCUUCUCAGCUGAACCGUUUCUGAUUUGUAAGAAGUUAGUCAUAACCGAGUUCAAUACGGAAGAAUUUCGGAUAGUAUGCAAAUGCUAUGGUGAAGAGUUUAAAAUCGGCACACAUCCUCAAGGGACUGAAGUCAAAGCAAUUACAUAUUCAGCAAUGCAAAUAAUUGAUGAACCCAAAGAUCAUAAGUUUGAAGUUUUUGUUAUUAUUGAUAUUUGAGAUUAUCAUAAUAUACUAUU